CUACAAAUGCCAGUUACCACAUAACACAGUACUUGGCACAUAGGAUUGGUUUGAUGAUGCUCCCUGCAACAGAUCUGCUUUGGAACCACCAAACAUUUCAUUGAGAAAGACAUUUGAUGGACAAAACUUGACUAUGUCAGACAGUCACGAUGACCUUACAUAAUCACAGUACAACCGCGCCUUUGUUUGCGAACAUCAGCUCUUCCUGGAUGCACAGCCCCUCGGACACCAGACUGCCCUCAGGAGCAGUCACUCGUCUGGGCAGCUACAACCUUUCUCGGGCCAUUGGAAAUGUCUCCUCUCUGAAUGACACUGCCAGUGACCCCCUGGGAGGCCAUACUAUCUGGCAAGUGAUCUUCAUUGCGUUCUUAACAGGUUUCCUGGCCUUGGUGACCAUCAUUGGUAACAUCCUAGUCAUUGUUGCAUUUAAGGUCAACAAGCAGCUGAAGACGGUGAACAAUUACUUCCUCUUAAGCCUGGCCUGUGCAGACCUAAUUAUAGGGGUUAUUUCCAUGAAUCUUUUUACUACCUACAUCAUCAUGAAUAGGUGGGCUUUAGGGAACUUGGCCUGUGACCUUUGGCUUUCCAUUGACUAUGUGGCUAGCAAUGCAUCUGUUAUGAAUCUUCUAGUCAUUAGCUUUGACAGGUACUUUUCCAUCACAAGACCACUGACAUAUCGAGCCAAAAGAACCACAAAAAGAGCCGGUGUGAUGAUUGGUUUGGCUUGGGUCAUCUCCUUUAUCCUUUGGGCUCCUGCCAUCUUGUUCUGGCAAUAUUUUGUUGGGAAAAGGACUGUGCCCCCAGGGGAGUGCUUCAUUCAGUUCCUCAGUGAGCCCACCAUUACCUUUGGCACAGCCAUCGCUGCCUUUUAUAUGCCUGUCACCAUUAUGACUAUUUUAUACUGGAGGAUAUAUAAAGAAACUGAAAAACGUACCAAAGAACUUGCUGGUCUGCAAGCCUCUGGGACAGAAGCAGAGGCUGAAAACUUUGUCCACCCCACAGGCAGCUCUCGCAGCUGCAGCAGCUAUGAGCUUCAACAGCACAGCAUGAAACGCUCAGCCAGGAGGAAGUAUGGUCGCUGCCACUUCUGGUUCACAACCAAGAGCUGGAAACCCACUGCUGAGCAGAUGGACCAAGACCACAGCAGCAGUGACAGCUGGAACAACAACGAUGCUGCUGCCUCCCUGGAAAACUCGGCCUCUUCUGAUGAGGAGGACAUUGGCUCUGAGACCAGGGCCAUUUACUCGAUUGUGCUCAAGCUUCCAGGACACAGCACUAUCCUCAACUCCACCAGAUUACCUUCAUCGGACAACUUACAGGUGCCUGAGGAGGAGAUGCUGAAAGCAGACUUAGAGAGGAAAGCACAAAAGCUACAGACCCAGAAAAGUAUGGAGGAUGGAGGCAGUUUCCAGAGAAGCUUUCCUAAGCUUCCCAUUCAGUUAGAGUCAGCUGUGGACACAACCAAGUCCUCUGAUGACAACUCCUCUGUGGGAAAGUCCACAACCACUCUACCUCUGUCCUUCAAAGAAGCGACUUUGGCCAAGAGGUUUGCUCUGAAGACUAGGAGCCAGAUCACUAAGCGGAAAAGAAUGUCCCUCAUCAAAGAGAAAAAGGCAGCGCAGACCCUCAGUGCGAUCUUACUUGCCUUUAUCAUCACCUGGACUCCAUACAACAUCAUGGUUCUGGUGAACACCUUCUGUGACAGCUGCAUCCCGAAAACGUAUUGGAAUCUGGGGUACUGGCUGUGCUAUAUCAACAGCACCGUGAACCCUGUGUGCUACGCCCUGUGCAACAAGACGUUCAGAACCACAUUCAAGACCUUGCUGCUGUGCCAGUGGGACAAGAGGAAGAGGCGCAAGCAGCAGUACCAGCAAAGACAGUCCGUCAUUUUCCACAAGCGUGUGCCUGAGCACGCCUUAUAGAACACAGGUGUACCAAUAGCCGCACCCAAACACACCUCCUUAACCACACACCUUACAGACACAGAAGGGGGCCAAGAAAGGCGGUCAUUUCUGGUGAGGAGAGUCUGUUUUCACCCAGAUGUGGAAGAAGCUACCUGUUUGAGGACCCUUUGAAUGAACUUAUUUUACUACAAAAGUAAAAUUCGAAUAAAGUUUAAAGAAACCAACUGCACACUACUAGACAUAAAGGAAUUUAUCCUGAAAAUAGACUUUAAAUGCUUUUUCUUAAGGAGAGGGGGGGAAAAAUCCUUCACAAUAAUGAUACACCCCAAUUAACCUGCCUGGAGAUUGUCAUUCACAUUAGCUCUGGAAUCUCAGAGCAGCAUAGCGAGCUGGCUCAGUGGCCAUCUUCUUCUGUGGAUCCCUAAACUGUGGGCCCAGGUCUCCCUGUGGGACCCGGCUGGCUAAUGAAUUUGUGAAAUUCAGGCGAGUCAGAAUCUGAAAUUAUUUCAUAUGUUUGCACAGCUGAAUUUUCUUGUCCCAAUAGAGUUUCCAUGUCUUCUCUUUGGUGUGUUGUUAAUCUCUAUUUGUGGACUUACUUCUUGAUUCUUGCAAAGUACUGUUUUGUGCAGUUUAAGUUUCGUACAAAUAAAAACAUAUGAGUAUAUAUGUGUGUGUAAAUUUUCCAUGCACACACGUGUGUAUAUACUGGGAAACACUGAACUGAAAAAUUGUUAAUGCAAUAUAUGCUUCCAGUUCUUUAGGAUUCCAGCAAAUCAUAAAGUGAAAUUGCUAAUUUAAUGUUUUUGAAACCAGGUAUGUUUUUCACACACCACCCUGGAGAAUCUUUUGCUCAGAGCAGAUCUGCACAGAGCAGACACGCCCGUGAGCUGGGGGGAGGACAUGGUUGAGUAUGUUUUGUUGUUUUCUUCUGCAACAAAGGUAAACCAGAACCCCUCUAACCUCCAAGAACAAAUCACAACCAUAUAUUUCAAAUUAAUAGUCCAAAUUUGAACAUGUUUUGAAGCAAAACUUCUGGUAUUUAAACUGCUUAAAACUCAACAAUAGUGUCACAUUUGAACAUUGUUACACAGCAAUAUAUGUGGAAAAGCAAAAGGAAAAUUGUUAGAGGAGAAUGAAGGAGAGCAUGGUAGGCAAGAUGUUGCCACCUGGAACAUUCUAACGGUGAAAAAAAAGGGCUUAAAAUUUUGUAACAUCGCCAUUGGCAGUGCUUUCUGGAACAGGUGGAAUUCAUAAAGUGAUAUAGCCUCUGAAGAAAGGACUACACUUUUUUAAAUGUUCAAGUUGAUUCCUUUACAUUUUAGAAACAAAUUUUGUAUUAUCUUUUAAAUUGACAAAAAAAGAUACCUGUUUUAUUUGGGGCAGGGGUGCUGCUGUUCUUGUUCCUGCUGCAACU
This is a messenger RNA of Echinops telfairi (small Madagascar hedgehog), 3318 nucleotides long. It is a transcript of the gene CHRM3, whose product is annotated as cholinergic receptor muscarinic 3. Gene Ontology annotation, biological process: chemical synaptic transmission; saliva secretion; G protein-coupled receptor signaling pathway, coupled to cyclic nucleotide second messenger. Gene Ontology annotation, molecular function: G protein-coupled acetylcholine receptor activity; G protein-coupled serotonin receptor activity. Bases 150 to 1922 code for a protein of 590 amino acids. Gene Ontology annotation, cellular component: synapse; dendrite; plasma membrane. NCBI's taxonomy places the organism in Eukaryota, Metazoa, Chordata, Mammalia, Afrosoricida, Tenrecidae. The record is from RefSeq and is a predicted model, not a curated record. The transcript is spliced from 3 exons.